Molecule: messenger RNA, 1152 nt
Organism: Beta vulgaris subsp. vulgaris (sugar beet)
Lineage: Eukaryota; Viridiplantae; Streptophyta; Magnoliopsida; Caryophyllales; Amaranthaceae
Product: exopolygalacturonase
Exons: 4
Coding region: 1-1152 (383 amino acids)
Biological process (GO): carbohydrate metabolic process
Molecular function (GO): polygalacturonase activity
Source: RefSeq, a predicted model, not a curated record
AUGAAUUAUAGAUUAAGUAUCUCAAAAUUUACUGUCUUACUUCUGUUAAUCUUUUGCCUUAACAAAGGGUAUUGUCAUUCAAGGGUCUUCCAUUUGGAUGAUUAUGGUGCUGUUAAAGGUGGAAAAGUUGAUAAUAGUAAGGCACUAUUGAAAGCAUGGGAUGAUGCGUGCAAAUGGAAGGGUGGGUCCAGAUUGGACAUAUCUUCGGGGCCUUACUUGGUGAAUGCAGUACUAUUGGUCGGCCCAUGUAAGGGCCCAAUAGAGUUUCACAACACAGGCAGUCUAAUAGCUCCAUUGGGCCUUAGAGGUCAAUAUUGGAUCGAGUUUCGAUAUAUUGAUGGGCUUACAGUAAGUGGAAGUGGAUCAUUUGAUGGUAGAGGCCCUCCAAAACAAGGCUCUCCUUACCUUCCAACUCUACUAAGAUUCAGCUUUGUGACAAACUCAAAUGCACAAGAUUUGAAGUUAAUCAACAGCCAAACAACCCAUUUCAACUUAUUUGCAUGCAACAACACAAAAAUAAGCCAAAUAACAAUAUCAUCACCAGGAGAUAGUCCUAACACUGAUGGCAUUAAAAUUGGAGAAUCAAAUGGAAUUAUAAUCUCUAAUUCUACAAUUGCUUCGGGAGAUGAUUGUGUUGCACUUCUCACAGGUUCAAAAAACAUUAGUGUUAUAGGUGUUACUUGUGGACCUGGUCAUGGUAUAAGUAUUGGAAGUUUAGGAGGUUCACCUAAUGAACAUGUUGAGCAGAUUUUUGUAAGUAAUAUCAAACUUUUAAAUACUACCAAUGGUUUAAGGAUCAAGACUAAAGCUACUAAUAUGGUUGGGAUGGUUACGAAUGUUCGAUAUGAGAAUGUUUUUAUGGAUGGUGUUCAGAAUCCUAUCAUUUUUGAUCAGAAUUAUUGUCCUCCGAAAACUUGCAAACAGGGUUCUUCAAGAGUUCAAAUAAGUGAUGUGAAAUUCAGAAAUAUUUAUGGGACAUCAAAGACAAAUGUUGCAGUAAAUUUACAGUGCAGUGGGCGUAAUCCAUGUAAUAAAAUCGAAUUGAAGGACAUUGAGAUCAAGUAUCAAGGGCUAAAAGGGAAGACCAUUUCAAGUUGUUCUCAUGCAAGUGGAGAAGUGUAUGGUAUACAAGUGCCUAAACCUUGCAUUUAG